AUGGGCAUCACUAUGGGUCCCUCGGUGGAUAACGUCUUCGAGCUUGUCAAUUCACGCUCUGCUCAUGUCCUAACAAGCUCAUCCAUGUCUACACCGACGCAAGAUCGCUCAAGAGACGAUCCGCCUUCUCCUCCACCCCAGCCCCCACCUAGUCCAGCGCACUGGAACCGUCUCGUCUCGCUCGAAUUCCUUGCUCCACUAGAGAUCUGA
Messenger RNA from Alternaria postmessia, 210 nucleotides. RefSeq lists its product as uncharacterized. The transcript is spliced from 2 exons. The coding region runs from base 1 to 210 and encodes 69 amino acids. The record is from RefSeq and is a predicted model, not a curated record. NCBI's taxonomy places the organism in Eukaryota, Fungi, Ascomycota, Dothideomycetes, Pleosporales, Pleosporaceae.